AUGUCGACGGUACUUCCUGCACGCCGGCAUGUCAAGGGUGUACGUUUUCACCCUACUGACGCGGAGCUGAUCAACUAUCUUAAAAGGUUCUUCAAGGGCCAACAUUUUUCGAGUCAGUGCCCUAUCCAGUUUGCGGAUAUUUAUGGAGAUCAACCACCGUGGGAGAUAUUUGGAGCUUCUGAAGAGAAAGUUCGCUAUUUUAUUGCGCCGUUGAAGAAGCGGAAGAGUAAACAUAUAAGGUUUUGUCGAACUUGCGCCAACGGGACAUGGAAAGGCCAAACCAGUGAAGAACCUAUAAGGAACCGCCGUAAGGGUACUGUGGUAGGGUUUAGAAGAAGUUUGACGUAUGAAACUAAGGAACGGGAGCAAAACAAAACUUGGCUGAUGAAAGAAUAUUUCGUCGCGGAUGAAUUCUUUAGGGAAAACAAUAUUCCUAAACAAGAUUAUGUCAUCAGCCGGAUCAAGAGGAAGAUAAAAGAUAAAAAGGCGAAGGAUCAUGCGGUCACUGCUAUGGAGGAAAACGAUGUUGCGGGAAAUAUUGAAGCCGUGUUGCAUGGACCUGAUGGCAACUGCACAACACAGCCAGCGGAAAAUCAAGUUUUGGAAGAGCCUGAUCAGUGGGACUCAAUCAUCGACAGGGUUUGUGGUGAACAAGAUGAUGUGGUUGAGAAUACAACUACUUUGCGCGGGGAAUAUGAUAACCAAAAUACAACAUGGAGUACAACCAGCUUGGAACAAGAAGCAUGUGAUCAAGGAGCUAAUCGUCAGACUGAUAUUGGAAUAAGCAAUGAAUUUCGGGAAGCGAUGAAUGGAAUAAUCGAAAACCUUAAUGCUCCUGAUGAUUGGUUGCAGCUUGAUGAUCAGUCUACACUUCUACUAGAUAUGUACGCAUCAGAAUAUUUAAUGUGUUAAUUAGCCCGAACUCUUUCAUUUGAUGAUUCUAUAUUGUUGUUUUGUUUUCUUAAGUCCCAACAAUGGGUGCAGAAACUCUUUGCUAUAUCUUUUGAUGUAUGUAUAAGCUGAAUAGCUUGCUUAAAUACAAGUACUUCAUCAGUUUUUG
Molecule: messenger RNA, 1060 nt
Organism: Lycium ferocissimum
Lineage: Eukaryota; Viridiplantae; Streptophyta; Magnoliopsida; Solanales; Solanaceae
Product: NAC domain-containing protein 2-like
Exons: 1
Coding region: 1-912 (303 amino acids)
Biological process (GO): regulation of DNA-templated transcription
Molecular function (GO): DNA binding
Source: RefSeq, a predicted model, not a curated record